Molecule: messenger RNA, 4515 nt
Organism: Phymastichus coffea
Lineage: Eukaryota; Metazoa; Arthropoda; Insecta; Hymenoptera; Eulophidae
Product: sodium/potassium-transporting ATPase subunit beta-2-like
Exons: 5
Coding region: 139-1077 (312 amino acids)
Biological process (GO): intracellular potassium ion homeostasis; potassium ion import across plasma membrane; sodium ion export across plasma membrane
Cellular component (GO): sodium:potassium-exchanging ATPase complex
Molecular function (GO): ATPase activator activity
Source: RefSeq, a predicted model, not a curated record
CCGCGGCGACGGCGGCGGCGGCGGCGGCGGCGGCGGCGGCGGUGGCCGUUCGCUCAGUCUUCGCGCGGUGCCCCCAUCGCUCGCGACGUCCUCUCGCUCGAGCGCCCCGAGUCCACCAAGACAGCCAGCACCGUCGACAUGGAGAAGAAGGAGCAGUUCUACAUGCCGCCGCCGAAGCUCGACAAAUGGGAGAGCAUGCGGCUGUUCCUGUACAACUCGGAGACGGGCCAGGUGAUGGGUCGCACCGGCUCCAGCUGGGCCAAGAUCCUGAUAUUCUACCUGAUCUUCUACAUCGUGCUGGCGGCAUUCUUCGGCGGCAUGCUAGCGGUGUUCUACCAGACGCUGGACAACCGACAGCCGAAGUGGCAGCUGGACGCCUCGCUGAUCGGCAGCAAUCCGGGACUGGGCUUCCGACCGAUGCCGCCGGAGAGCAACGUGGAGAGCACCCUGAUCUGGUACAAGGCCAGCGACAUCGGCAACUACCGCCACUGGACCAACGCUCUCAACGUGUUCCUCGAGGGUUACAACAAGACGGGCGUGGGCGCGCACAACCAGGAGAACCGCAUGAUCUGCGAGUACGGCAAGCCGCCGGUGCAGGGCAAGGUGUGCGACGUGCUCGUGGCCGACUGGCGUCCCUGCACGAGGAGCAACUCCUACAACUACCACAAGUCCGCGCCCUGCAUCUUCCUCAAGCUGAACAAGAUCUUCGGCUGGCUGCCGGCCUUCUACAACGACACCUCCACCCUGCCCAAGAACAUGCCGAACGACCUCAAGAACCACAUCGCCAGCCAGAAGCCGGUCGAGCGCGACACCAUCUGGGUCUCGUGCGAGGGCGAGAACCCCGCCGACGUCGAGAACAUCGGCCCCAUCAACUACAUCCCGCGGCGCGGCUUCCCCGGCUACUACUUCCCCUUCAAGAACGACCCCGGAUAUCUCAGCCCGCUCGUCGCUGUGUUCUUCGAGAAGCCCAAAUACGGCGUGCUGAUCAACAUCGAGUGCAAAGCCUGGGCGAAGAACAUCAUCCACGACAGAUUCGAGAAGCGCGGCUCGGUGCACUUCGAGCUGAUGAUCGACUAAACAACUCGCCACGCACGAUCAGCAGCAGCUUAUUACCACCAGCGAUGAGAGCCAACCAGCAGCGGCGUAAACCACGGCGACCGUCACCGAGCAGCGACGCAGCAGCAACAUUUUUUCCUUCUCUCGAGAUCUCCGGCUUUCUCUGUCUGUCUGUCUGUCUGUCUGUCUCUCUCUCCCUCUCCCUCUCCCUCUCUCUCACUCUCUAUCUCUCGUGCGUGCGAGAAGUUCACGGGCAUCCACGAUCGAUUGGCGUUGUAUGAUAUCCGGGAAGGUAGUGUCGAAGCGCCUCCGCGAGGGAGCCACACUCUCCGGGUCGGACGUGCCGCAUUGCACAAACACAACGAUGGAUCUCGCAUGCGCCUCCCCCCCCAUUCGCCUGUCGCGCGAUAUCACUCGUUCUUUCUUUCGCCAAGUUCAACGGUUAAUUGUCCAUCGGGCUCCUACGAUUGCUGCUGUUGGUGAGGGUUGCCCGCCACGUAUCUAUAUCGAGCGCGACGAAAAUAAAACCGCAGUGUUCUCCACAGACGUACUCUCUCUCUCUCUCUCUCUCUCUCUCUCUCUCUCUCUCACACUUUCGAUUAGCUGCCUCUCGUCCUGUCCUAAAUUACGCGCGACCGUCUUUUCGAUCGCGGAAACUCCGUUGUCAUGCGUAACGCGCCUCUCCUCCCCUCCCCCUAGCCCCCUUUCUCGCUCGAAUCCGAGUCGACCGCUUUCUUUUUCAUCCCCGGCACUGCGUCUGGUCGGAGCGUUCGCGUCGAACGACGCUGGUCGCGGACACUUUCACGCGCGACACAACCUAUAUUAUGUACAAUUGUUCGACUAAUCGCGACGUAACGCGUUAUCAUGCGUACAAUGUUUGUUUCGCUGUUUCGCCCUGUUAUUUUUGGUUGGAAUACGACCCUCCGAUUAUAUAUAUAACAAACCCGCAACUGUCCCGCGAGAGUGUGUUGGCGACUUCUCGAACAAACAAAAAAUAAUAGGGGCUUCUAUCGUCGAGCCGCGAGCGCGUAUUUUUCUUAUAUAUUAUAUAUCGUUAAAACGAAGCGACGUGUACUUAUUGAUUAUUAUAUGAUAUAUAUUAUAUAUAUACCAGACAAGUCAUGGAUGGAUACGCCUUGGUGUUUUAGCCUUCUGUUGAUAAAACCAAAUACGAGAGAAAUGAGUAUUACUAUUGAAAGCUGAAUUUAAACAAUUGAUUAGAACGUUAAAAUGCGCAAGAAGUAAGAUUCAAUUUUACCUCUUGAGAAUACUAAAAAGUAGAGCAUAUAAAAGCAAAAGAAAAAAAGAAAAUUAUAAAAAAAAUCAAGUAAAGCACCGAUCGGAGCCUAUAGGGAGAAAUAUAACAAAAAAAAAUAAAUAAAAUAAAGUAUUAUGAGAAUUUCACGCUGUAUAUUGAUAAUUACAUGUAUAACGUGCUGCUUAAAUGACAAAAAAUUAAUACGUUCCAAAACACGUACACGCGCGAAUUCGAUUUCUUAGGCGAGCGCGAAAAAAAUUAAAUAACAAAUAAAAAAAACGGAGCGUGAUCUAGUUCGGUUCGACAACUAUACACGUAUACACACAAGGGAAAAAGGAACAUUAUUACACGUAGAUUGCGAAGCAACCGAGAUGCAGCGAGGGAAAAAAUUUUUCGAAAACCACGAGGAAAAAAAAAAAAAAAAAAAAAAAAAAAAAAAAAAAAAAAAAAAAAAUUAAGUAACUUUAGUGGCCGGUUGAUAGAGCUUCGCGCGACGUGCCGAGCGACUUCCAGGCCGACGACUCUCUUUUUCCAGUUCCGUUGACUGCGCGUCUCGGCGUUUUACUUUCUCUCUCUCUCUCUCUCGUGCGCAGCGUCGCGACUUGGCGGUCCGCCUUGCCGAUCGCGUCCACCUUCUGCACGAACGUGGAGCAGAUGCGCGUCAACUAGACAGGACGAGGAAUAACGAGAAAGAGAGUCGGCGGCCGAUGCCAGAGAGCUGGUCGCGGGUCCUCGUCGUCGAUACGAUUAUGUCAUUGCAUCUGUAUAAAUAUAUUUAUUAUAUGAUUCUAUUAAUGAAUUUCGAGAUUGAGGAUUAUUUCCUGGACGCGAUCCGGGCUCAUGUUACACAUUUAAACUUAGAGAAACGAUUAUUAUUAUUAUUAUUAUUAUUAUUAUUAUUAUUAUUACUAUUAUUAUUAUUAUAUAUGACACAUAUAUGUAUAUAUAUAUAUGUAUGUAUGUAUAUGUAUGCAUGUAUAUAUAUAUAUAUAUAUAUAUAUACGUGAGCGAGAGUGAGUGCAAGAGCGUAGUGUUGAAUUAACGAAAAAAAAUUAAUAAAUUAACUAAGUAACAAGCAAACAAUAGCAAGAAAGAGAACAAACAAUACGUUACAAUAAAUGUCACUGAUUAAAAAAGAACAGCUAAGUGUUGCAGCGUCCGUGCAAUGCGAGAGGAAGCGAGCGUGCACGGCAUUGAAAAAAAUUGACAGAAAACAAAGAAAAAGUUUCGAUUGUAGGAACCAUCGAGUACUGAUGCGGCAUAAUUUCUGUAAAAGUGCGAGCGCGCGAGUUCCAAGCUUACUUUUGAUAAAGACGCGAACGAAGACGCUCACCGUUACGAUCGAAGGCUGCGCUGUGCACGCGGUCGAGCUUGCGACUCGCGCGCCCUUCCUGCAAACUCAAACCCGCGAGCAGCGUACAUAACGAUGAAACCUAAUGGCAUAAGAGACCACGAAGCAAACGGAAUUACCCGCUGACACGCGAAUGCGUGUGUGCGGGCAAACAAAAGAAACGAUGACAAACGACAAAAAUAAAGCAGAGUCACGCCGUUCGAGUCUGUGUAUCCCCUCCCCACCCCCCCAAAAAAAAAACAAACAAAAAAAUACGAGAAUGAGAAUACGAGUUGUUUCUUAAAAAUGUAAGCGAAGAAAUUACCAAACGUUGUUAAACUAAAAAAAAAAGAAAAAAAAGAAAAAAAAGAUGUAGGAACGCCGGGCAGGUGAUGGGUGCGAGACUGCGAGUGCCUGGGAGAUUAAGCAAGAGUUUUUAUUUGCUAUAUUACCACGAGUGAAAUCAAUAAUAAUAAAAAAUAUAUAAAUGAACGUAACGACAAGAAACGAAAGAAAAGGAACACGCGAUACAAUUGAGAAGCCGCUUUUGGUGUGCGUCGAACAAGAUGUAUAUGCGAGUGCGUGCAAGCGAGCAAAAGGAAAGCAAGGGAUGCGUACUUAUUUGUCUUUAAUUUUUUUCAGCGAAAGAGAGCGUUGAUGUGCUAGGGAGGACGGACAAAAGAUAAUGGAUAAAGAGAGACGAGCGACAUUCUUGCACGACAUUAAAACAGCGUUACUCGUUUAGCCGAUGUAUAAGCCUAGUUGAUAAACAUGAGAAACCAGUGACAUGGAAAAUACGCGAUGGGCACUUUUUUUGGGAAUAAAAACGAAUAAGUAAAGUGAUGAAUAAAAAGACACUACUCUGACUUGA